AUGUCAGUUCUCUGUUUCGCCGUUGCUCGCUGUUCCUGGCAUGUUGCACAAGGUCGACAACAUGCAUUGAUCAGGAGUAGCAUGCAACAUGCCACGGCAAUUGGCCAAUACUGGGCUGUCGUAGCCGUGAUGAGAGCACUCUGCCAAGGGCAUCAAGUUUCAUAUCAGCGCAAACCUUGCAGAAAUCAAACAUCAAGACAAAAUAUGCCGCCUCUGAAGUCUUUGGGACGAAAAGGACCUAGCAAUACUUGUCCCUGUCUUCUUGCACUAGGGUGGGUCCUCCUGGAUCUGCCAACUCACUUUGCAUGGACAAUUAAGCGUGCCAGGCUUCGCUGGGAAGGAGCGACCAAGAGGUUAUAA
This is a messenger RNA of Pochonia chlamydosporia 170, 360 nucleotides long. RefSeq lists its product as hypothetical. The record is from RefSeq and is a predicted model, not a curated record. The transcript has a single exon. Bases 1 to 360 code for a protein of 119 amino acids. NCBI's taxonomy places the organism in Eukaryota, Fungi, Ascomycota, Sordariomycetes, Hypocreales, Clavicipitaceae.